AUGGUAAUUACAUAAAUCGAUUAAAGCAAAAGUUAUCAUUAAAAAGACAAAAAAAUUCAGCAAGUUACAUUCUAUCACUUUAAACAUUUCAUAAUUUCCAAAAAGUCAUGAAGCCCAGUAGUAAAAGAAAGAUCAAGAAAAAAAUAACAAAACACAUCAUUCAUUUAAUCAUAUUCAAAGAGGAGCAUCUAAGUUCUCCACAUAAUACAAAUCAAUAUCUACUAACAAAACACAUGAACUAAGAAAUUUGCCAAGAUAUUGAACCUAAAGAACCCGGCAGUAUGUUAUCCUUCUUAUUAAAUGAAUAAAGGCCACAAUCGAGAGAUCCUCUAUUUUAACUUUAAGACUAAGAAAGACUAGUUAAAGACUGCACUGAUAUGCUAAAAAAUUAACCCUGAAC
Paramecium primaurelia is the source of this 400-nucleotide messenger RNA. NCBI's taxonomy places the organism in Eukaryota, Ciliophora, Oligohymenophorea, Peniculida, Parameciidae. The record is from the annotation of a GenBank genome assembly.